This is a messenger RNA of Pseudoliparis swirei, 1169 nucleotides long. RefSeq names its product inositol monophosphatase 1-like. NCBI's taxonomy places the organism in Eukaryota, Metazoa, Chordata, Actinopteri, Perciformes, Liparidae. The record is from RefSeq and is a predicted model, not a curated record. Gene Ontology annotation, biological process: phosphatidylinositol phosphate biosynthetic process; signal transduction; inositol metabolic process. The transcript is spliced from 9 exons. The coding region runs from base 243 to 1094 and encodes 283 amino acids. Gene Ontology annotation, molecular function: inositol monophosphate 1-phosphatase activity.
CACGCCGCUUCCUUUGGGUUUGGGUUGAAGAAACACAGGAGGGGCGGUGCUAGUACUUUUCCCAAUCUGUCAUGCAAGCUUUAAAAAAUAUAUAUAUAAGUUGCUUCACCACUCCAAUAAGGGAACUUAAGGUGACGCUAGUCGGAGGAAGCUGCACUAGCAUCUUGGAUCUACUUCUGACAGCUCUCACAUCUUCUUCACAAGGCUCUCGUCAGUAACCAGUCACCACUCACUCUCACACGAUGGCGGACCCGUGGGAGAGCGCUUACGACUUCGCAGUUCAAGUUGCCAGAGCGGCUGGAGCGGUCAUAAGGAAGGCCGGGGAGGACGAAAUAAAGGUCCGGACCAAGAGCUGCGCCGUAGACCUCGUCACUCAGACCGACGAGAGGGUGGAAAAAAUCAUCAUCGGGUCUCUGAAGGAACAAUUCGGAGAUGGCUCACACUGUUUCAUUGGAGAAGAGUCCGUCUCAAAGGGGGAGCCGUGCAACUUGACCGAUAAGCCCACGUGGAUCAUCGACCCGGUGGACGGCACCACGAACUUCGUCCACGGAUUCCCGUUCGUGGCUGUGUCCAUUGCCUUUGCGGUCAAUAAGGAGCUGGAGUUUGGUGUGGUGUACAGCUGCUUGGAAGAUAAAAUGUACAAAGCAAGGAAGGGGAAGGGAGCUUUCUGCAACAACGAGCAGAUCCGUGUGUCCGAUGUAAAAGAUAUCAAUAAGUCCAUCAUCCUCUUGGAGCACGGAACCGACAGGAGCAUCGAGAAAGUCACCAAGAUCUUCUCCACCAUGCAGAAGAUCCUCCGCAUCCCGGUGCACGGGCUGCGGGGGUCAGGGACCGCCGCCACCAACAUGUGUCUGGUGGCCUCGGGGGCGUCGGAGGCCUUCUUCGAGAUGGGGAUCCACUGCUGGGACAUCGCUGCCGGGGUGGUUAUAGUCCGGGAAGCCGGAGGAAUAAUCCUGGACGUUGAUGGGAAACCGUUCGAUUUGAUGUCCCGGAGGAUGAUGUCGGCAAACAACGACAUUAUCGCUGCGAGGAUCAUGAAAGAAAUUGAAAUAUUCGAAGUGUUGAGGGACGACGCUCCGGUGCCGAAGAAAUGAAGAUAUCCAAAUGCAUUUGAACAAUCCUAAUCCAGCCUACCGCCGUGUGCCGUGAAUAAAGUAUAGUAAUCACCA